AUGGGUAAAUAUGAAGAUGCAAUUAUAUAUUUAAAUAAAUCAUUGGAAAUAAAACCGAACAAUGUGAGUGCAUUGACUAAUUGUGGAGACAUUUAUCGAAUGUUAAAUAGAUAUGAAGAAUCACUUGCAGAUUUAAAUAAGGCAUUAGAGAUCGAUCCAAAUUGUGUAGAGGCAUUAAAUAAUCUAACUUAUCGUGUGAUGGAUAGGUACGAAGAAUCACUAACAGACUUAAGUAGGUCAUUAGAGCUAGAACCAAACAAUGUCGAUGUAUUGAAUAAUCGUGGGAACAUUUAUCGAAUGUUAGGUAAAUAUGAAGAAUCACUUGUUGAUUUAAAUAAAGCAUUAGAAAUCGAACCAAAUUCCGUGGAUGCAUGGAAUAUUCAGUCAUUUUCUGACUUAAGUAAAUCAUCAGAAAUCAAUCAAAAUAAUAGAAGUACUUGUCAAAUGGUUGAAUCAAUUGCGGAUUCAUGCAAGUCAUUCGACAAUAUAAUAGAAUCGAAUAAUCAGAUGAGUAGUGGCGAUAAUAGUGAUGAUUCAGACUUAAACAAUGUGAUGGCAUUAAAUAAACAUGGGCUAACUUAUCAACAAGUAGACGAUUAUGAAAAAACACUAGAAAGCGAAUCAAAUAAUUCUGGAGUAUGGAAUAAUUUGGAAGCAUCGAGUAAUAAUGGAUUGGCUUAUCAGAAGAUGGAUGAUGAAAUGCUCGGGACUUCCAAAAAAUCACUGGAGAUUGGACCAAAUGAACGACUGGAUAUUGGUGGUAGUAGCUACAAAAGUAACGAGAAAUUGAACACAGAUUUGAUGAUUGAUUAUCUAAUGGAUAGAAGUGAAGUGUUACCUAAGGAACCAUUAGAAAAGUCCCUUUUGGAUUUAAAUAAAACACUGGAAAUUAAUCCAGAUAAUGCAACUGCAUUAUAUUAUCGUGGGUUAACUUAUCACUAUAUGAGUAGAUAUAAAGAAUCGCUCGUAAACUUAAAUAAAUCUUUAGGAAUUAAAUCGAGAAUUAAAAACCCAGAAGAGUUAAAUGAAGGACAAGUUGAAAUUAAAGAUGCGUUUUUAGAAGCAGAUAAAAUUAUAAAUAAAUCAUCAAUUAAUUUACAACAUCAAGAUGCCAAAUACGUGUCUCAGAGUUUAGACCAAGUUAUAGGUAACUAUAAAUUAAGUUAA
Messenger RNA from Cetraspora pellucida, 1167 nucleotides. The record is from the annotation of a GenBank genome assembly. NCBI's taxonomy places the organism in Eukaryota, Fungi, Glomeromycota, Glomeromycetes, Diversisporales, Gigasporaceae.